AUGAAGCUUAAAUGGUUCAUUAUCGCGUUUUUGUAUUUGCCCUGCUCUGAGACUGUGUUUGAACUUAUAAUGGCUGAUUACUGGGUAUCACAGCAGAAGCAUUGGUGUAAAUAUUGUAAAAAGUUUGUUGCUAAUAACAAACCUUCAAUUUCACUUCACGAAAAUGGUACUGCACAUAAAGCUCAAGUUGAGAGAUUCUUGAGAAAUGUAUACAAGAAAGGACGAGAAGAAAAGGAACAACAGGAGAGUGUUAGAAAAGAAUUACAGAGAAUAGAGCAAGCUGCAUUAUUAAGUAUCAGCAUGAAAGAUGGACCAAAACACUUGAGUAGUAGUAGUACUUCUUCUUCAAUGACCACAGUCAAUAAACCUAGUGCCAGUCGAGUGAGCAGAACAUCAACCAGUACUGGUGCGUAUGGUUAUGGCGCGAACUAUUAUGUACCCACCAUUGAAGAAUUACGUAAUCCGGCAGUAAUAGAACAAAAGGUAGAAGGACGUGAAGAAUGGGCGGUUAGUAAGGAUGUAGCAAAGGUUGGAGAAUGGGAAGUUGUAACACCAAUGACACCUCCUAAAUCUGAACCUGGUACAACCAAGCGUGAUGAUCAACAGCAACAAAGAUCAACACAUGAUCAAGCUCCCGAAUUUCAAGACGAUGAUGAAGGAAUUAAUGAAGAAGAUUUGAAUGCAUUCAAAUUAAAAGAAAAAGAAUAUCCAACAAAUGCGAUCAGUAUUGAUGAUUCAACUGAACAAGUUGUAUUUAAAAAGCGAAAAUUGGCCGAUUCAAGCAUCUCAAGGAAAAAGAAGCCUUUACGCAAGAAGGAAGAAUAA
Molecule: messenger RNA, 825 nt
Organism: Rhizopus microsporus ATCC 52813
Lineage: Eukaryota; Fungi; Mucoromycota; Mucoromycetes; Mucorales; Rhizopodaceae
Exons: 5
Coding region: 1-825 (274 amino acids)
Biological process (GO): mRNA splicing, via spliceosome
Cellular component (GO): precatalytic spliceosome
Molecular function (GO): zinc ion binding; RNA binding
Source: RefSeq, a predicted model, not a curated record